Eublepharis macularius is the source of this 778-nucleotide messenger RNA. It is a transcript of the gene POLD4, whose product is annotated as DNA polymerase delta 4, accessory subunit. Gene Ontology annotation, molecular function: DNA-directed DNA polymerase activity. NCBI's taxonomy places the organism in Eukaryota, Metazoa, Chordata, Lepidosauria, Squamata, Eublepharidae. Gene Ontology annotation, biological process: DNA synthesis involved in DNA repair; DNA-templated DNA replication. Gene Ontology annotation, cellular component: delta DNA polymerase complex. The record is from RefSeq and is a predicted model, not a curated record. The transcript is spliced from 5 exons. The coding region runs from base 176 to 511 and encodes 111 amino acids.
CAACAACAACCACCACAACGGUCCCCACAGGCCAGGUAGCGCUGCACCCUUUUGGGUGGCAUCGCUAGGCAGCCUUCAAUCGUGUUCCUCUUGGCGACACAUUCGGGACUUGCCAGCGCUCAGCGCCACUCCAGCCACCCCCAAGCACCUGCUGCUAGCCGAUGUUCAUGGAGCUAUGGGCAGGAAGCAUCUCAUCACAGACUCUUUCCAAGUGGUGAAGAAGAGGAGGAGGAAUAGUAAGGAAGUAAAAAAGGCUCAGAGCUCUCCCUGUGGGACAGUCCAGGCAGAAGCUCUCCUGCUAGAUGCCGUGCAGCCAGACCAGGUAGAGAUGCUGAAGCAGUUUGAUCUCAGCUGGGAAUUUGGGCCCUGCACUGGAAUUACCCGCUUGCAGCGCUGGGAGCGAGCCGAGUUGCUGGGACUGAACCCCCCUGUCGCUGUGAGAGAGCUGCUGCUGAAGUUCAAGGGGAAUCCCUCCAUUAUGCACAGUUUGUGGCAUGAAUACUCACUCUGAGAAGAACAACUGGUGAUACCUCAAGCUGAGGAGCCCCUGCUGCUUUGAUGUGGUUGCCAAAUGAACAAUUUCUUCAUUCCUAUAAUGCAAAUAGUCUUUUGUACAAGAAAAGGGCCCUGGGAAGUUGCUGAGGAGUUCCUGAAGGCCUACCAGCUGGCACCUGGAAACAGCAUUCUGACCCCAACCUGCCUGCAGAAAGCCUGGGCUCUUUCCUAGAAAUUGCUGUUGUCUCAUGGAUACAAUAAUAAAAGCUUGUUAAGACAGACA